Messenger RNA from Mytilus californianus (California mussel), 1918 nucleotides. RefSeq lists its product as uncharacterized. The transcript has 4 exons. The coding region runs from base 311 to 1738 and encodes 475 amino acids. The record is from RefSeq and is a predicted model, not a curated record. Lineage: Eukaryota; Metazoa; Mollusca; Bivalvia; Mytilida; Mytilidae.
UUGAAGUGUACAUAAAAUAAAUGUGAAUUAAUAAAGCGAAUACGGAAUGCAAAACAAUAAUGCUAACCAAAAUGCAAAAUCCCGUAUCAUAAAUACGAUAUUGAUAAACUGGGACGCUUUUGGGGCACUUUAAUACACAGAAGAUAUAAAUGUACUUGCGUUUUUGUAUUAUGUACUUUCAGAAAAAGACGAGAACGUCCUCUGCAAUUCUUCACUUGAAUGUCAAGCAACACUACAGUGCCGAACAAAUCUCUGUGUUUGCUGUGAACGGGAUUUUUGGAAUGGACAGUUCUGUGAGAGAAAAAGAAAUAUGACUUCACAAUGCCACGAAUCUUUCCAAUGCCAAGACACACUACAUUGUAUUAGAGGGACCUGCCAGUGUGAUGUCACUGAAUAUUGGACACAAUCAGCAUGUGCAAAAAAUAUUUGCGCUAACGAACAGUGUUGGAAUGGAGGCAAAUGUCAGAUUUUGAAAAACAGACAUAAUUGUGUAUGUGCUGACGGCUAUCUCGGUGACAAAUGUCAGUAUGCAGAUGGACGAGAGAAGGAUUUUAUGGUGAUAUUUCAUGACACACCCCGAACACCAUCACCACGAAUACUUCCAGCAAUUAACAGAAAGGCGGAAUUAUCUAUUUUCUAUUUCUCAAAUAAUAAAAAUGUUUCGGUAACUUCAAAUUUAGUCGAUAAUCAUUAUAUACUCGAUUCCAAUGUAUUGAUGACAAAUGGUUUACAUCAGGCCGGUGUAGAAAUACAUUCCAAUGUGCCGAUCACCCUGUAUGGAUUCUUAUUUGUUCGUCAAUAUUCCGAAGGAUUCUUUGUUCUACCAGCUCGAUUUGCAUCUACAGAAUAUUUAAUUCCUUCGUUCACUCCUUGUAGCAGCAGUCAUAGAAGCGUUUUUUCAUUAUCUUCGUUGUAUUCAAACACAGUUAUAAGAAUACACUUUAAAAUAAAGGAUGGGACGAUUGAAUAUGCCAAUAUACAAUAUUCUAACAAUCAAACAUUAACAUUGGUACUUAAUAAGUAUACAGCAUUUCAAAUAUCGCACAUAACAGACUUGACAGGAACAAGAAUCAUUGCAUCUCAGCCAAUUGUUGUGGUCAGUGGUAAUAAAUACAACAGAAUAAAUGAGUUAGGAAGCCAUCAGCCAUUUAUUGAAAUGGUAUUACCUUCAAAUCAACUAGAUAAUGUUUAUGUCAUUCCAUAUCUAAAUUAUCGACCGGAAAAUACAGUUCGGGUGCUUGCUGUAAAUGAUACAAGCGUAGUGGUUAAAACUGGAAACACUCGCUCUAGAAAAGUACUGAAAUCUAGAGACUUUAUGGAUUAUUCUCAUACAACUAUCUCAUAUGUUUCGUCUGAAAGAGGUGUAAUGGUACAUAUUUACCCGCACGAGAUAUCAGAUAGUCAUGGAGAUGCCUUUAUGAUGACGAUUCCCGGUAUUAACCAGUAUUUGUACGAUUAUGAUUUCAUGGUACCAACAGAUUUUCAAAGUUUUAUUAGCAUUUCUGUUCCAACAAACGCCGUCGAUGGAUUUGUACUAAACGGUAAUUUCGUAAACUUGCAAAAUAUAUUCAGUAUUUCUGAAGAGGAACAUCAUUUCAGUAGUUUUAGCAUCCCAAUAUCUAGUGGACAACAUCAUAUCACCCACAGAGAAAAGACACGGUUUGGAUUGUGGGUAUACGGAAAUUACACCAGCCGGGAUGCGUACGGAUAUCCAGCCGGGAUGGCUUUUAAAACAUAAAAGCUAUCUCUAGAUACUACAAUUAUGAAUUAUUUUGUAUAAAUAGAUUGUAACAUACUACAGUUUGAGCUUUUGACAUUACAAACUAAAAUGAGAAAAAAACAAUAGAAUCAAUAAGAUAAUACAAUUGUAUCCGGGGUGUUUAUUUAGACAUCUAUGGAAAAUAUAUUUUACCUAGGA